This is a messenger RNA of Etheostoma cragini (Arkansas darter), 2721 nucleotides long. Its product is annotated as neoverrucotoxin subunit alpha-like. NCBI's taxonomy places the organism in Eukaryota, Metazoa, Chordata, Actinopteri, Perciformes, Percidae. The record is from RefSeq and is a predicted model, not a curated record. The transcript is spliced from 5 exons. The coding region runs from base 241 to 2346 and encodes 701 amino acids. Gene Ontology annotation, molecular function: protein binding.
CUUUCUCUUAUUCCUGUCUGUUGACAUCAGGACUUCCAAAACAAGGCGGUUCUCACGUCUAUAAUCUGCCAAACUGGAAAGAUUUCAGGUUUGCAGAAGGCAUGUCAGAGGGAGGGGUCACAGGUUUCUGACAGGAUAAAAGGAAUCUCACAGCAUCAGAUCAUCACACUGGAAGCUCCAGUUUGAAGACUCUCACACGCACAACUCCUCUGAUCUACACAACUUCACCAGGUUGGAGAAAUGGCCUCAGAUAAUAAGAACGUAGCUGCCCUGGGUCGACCUUUCACCCUGGGAAUGCUCUAUGAUGCUCUGAGAGAUGAACUGAUCCCAGGUUUGACAUUGUGGGAUGAUGAAACUCUGCAAGGUAAGAUAACUGAAAACUCUCAGCGCACCAGUGCUUUCCAGAUUUCUGCUUCUGACUCCACUGAAUCCAAGUGCAAUCUGCUGGAUGUUGAAGCUUCUCUGAAGGCCAGUUUCCUGGGAGGACUGAUAGAAGUCGGAGGAUCUGCCAAGUAUCUAAAUGAUCAGAAGAAAUUCCACAAUCAGAGCAGGGUGACGUGUCAGUACAAAACUACCACUAACUUCAAGCAGUUAAAUAUUGAACAACUAACCAUGCAGACCCAACAGAUGGAGGUCAUAAAGAAGAGCUCAGCAACACAUGUAGUCACAGGCAUCCUUUAUGGAGCGAAUGCUUUCUUUGUGUUUGACAGUGAGAAGUUAGAGGCCACCAGUGUUCAGGACAUCCAGGGCAGCAUGCAAGCUGUGAUAAAAAAGAUCCCCUCAUUUAGUAUUGAGGGGCAAGUUGAGCUCAAGCUGAGUGAUGAAGAAAAGGCCUUGACCAAUACCUUCUCCUGCAAGUUCUACGGAGACUUAAGUCUUGAAAGCAACCCUGCAACUUUUGAAGAUGCAGUGAAGACCAACGUACAACUCCCAAAGCUACUGGGAGAAAAAGGAGAGAAGGCUGUUCCAGUGAAGGUCUGGCUGAUGCCGCUGAAGAAUUUCCACUCCGAAAGUGCUGAACUGAAGAAAGAAAUCAGCCUUGGGGUAGUUGGGAAGGCGCAGAAUAGUCUAGACAAAUUAAGGGAAAUGGGAAUGAGAUGCAACGAUUCUCUGGAAGACAACGUGGUGCAGCAGUUUCCUGUGAUUCGAGAAGAGUUGAGCACUUUCCAAACAUUGUGUGGUAUUUAUGCAUCUAACCUCCAGCAGGCUUUGGCAGAGAAACUUCCCUCCAUCCGUGAAGGAAAUGAAGAUGAGAGCUCACUGAUCCAACUGUUUGACGACAGAGACAAGUCCCCAUUCAGUCAGGAAAAACUAACCAAGUGGCUGAAUCGUAAAGAGAGAGAAAUCAACGUGAUCAGAUCCUGUGUAGAUACCAUGGAGGGAACAAAGAUCGUCCCAAAUCAGUCAGAGCUGGACAGAGAGGUUCUUGCUCCAGGUGUAGAAGAUGUUCUGUGCUUUGUUUUCACCUCAGUGGAAAGGGGUGNNNCCGACCUUGAUGUGAUGGCCGACUACUUGCAUUUCCCUAAAUUAGGAAGUACCAAUGAAGAUCCAUGGUUCUACUCAGAUGAAGUUUACACCAAAAUGAGAGGAAAAGCCAAAGCUUUCCAUAACUUUGCCAAAGGACUGAAGAACAACAGUCAAUUCCGUUUCCUCAUAGCAACCAUUGCAAACAAGAACUACACAGGAGCAACCAUCUACCAUUACAAGAACGGCCUUCUGGUCACUGAAGACUUUACAAAGCCUGUCCUCCCUCCUGUGGAGACCAUCACAGACAGAAGAGAUCUGAUCUGGUAUACCUGUGAUCUCAACCUGGACCCAAACACUGUGAAUGGCUGGCUCAUUCUCUCUGAGGGAAACAAGAAGGUAACAUGUGGAGAAUGGCAGUCCUAUCCUGAUCACCCAGAAAGGUUUGAUAAAAAGACUCAAGUGUUGUGCGUAGAAAGGUUAUCUGGGAAACAUUACUGGGAGUUUGAGUGGAGUCAUUGUCCGGACGAUUCAGUUUAUGCUGCCGUUGCAUACAGUGAAAUUGAAAGAAAAUCAAACAGUUAUGAAUUUGGAAUUGGAAAUACCAUAUCGUGGGCUUUUGGCAAAGUAGUUAAUUCUAAAAAUCCCUCACUUAAUGCAUGCUAUGAUGGUAGGGUUUGGAGCGGUCCAGUUCCCUCUGAUGGCUGUAGCAGAGUGGGGGUGUAUCUGGACUGGCCUGCUGGCACUCUGUCCUUCUACAGAGUCUCCUCUAACACACUGAGGCACUUCUACACCUUUCACACCACAUUCACUGAGCCUGUUCACCCAGGAUUCUGGGUUUAUAAAAAAUCCAACUAUAUGAAGCUGUGUCCAUUUAAAUAAGAGCAAUGACUUUUUAGCUUCUUGGUCUGUAAAUUUGGAUAUGGGUUUACAUUUGAUCUUAAACACUGCAUUCAGACCCAGAGGGACCAGGAUCUAUGAUGUAAUCAGGUGGCUGUAUGUGGGAUUUUCUGUCUAUAUGAUCAUUUUGAUUUGAUGCGCUGCCGUCGUCUGAAACUGGUUACUACUUCAGAUUUAUAUUAAUUUUAAACUUCCAUUGCUUGAUAGAUAACUGAUAUAGUUUUAAUAUUACAUUUCUAUUCGAAUUCCUGAUACUUAAAGAUAGAGCUUAUGUUGUUACACAAUUGCUUCAUCAUAACUAAUAUGUUGAAAUAUAACUCAUAACUGAUGCAAAAGAAAAAAUGAUUAACUUGUUUU